AUUUUCAAACUGUCAAACAAGAUGGCGGACGGAAUAUCAUACUAUUUAGGUUUUCGAGAAAUGAGAGAUUACAAAACUGUAUUGAAGCAACUGUUUUCAGAGUUCCUUGGUACAUUUUUAUACUUGGCCAUAGUUUUAUCAGCUGGGAUAGCUCGUGGCUCGAAUAAUGUAACUGUUGUCAUCGCUCUAUCAAACGGUUUCGUGGUAUCGAGUAUAAUAUAUGUGUUCGGGCAUGUGUCUGGGAGUCAUAUUAAUCCGGCUGUUACAGUGGGGGCUUUGGUGUGCGAACAUAUUAAGCCUUUGAAAGCCGUGUUCUACGUUACUAUGCAUGCCGCUGGCAGCGUCGCAGGUGCUGCAGUUGCCUACGUGAUCUCCGCCGACUCAAUCCGAGGGGAACUCGGAGCUACCACUCCCUACGACAAUUCCAGUGUUCACCAAAUUUUUCUACUUGAAUUUCUUAUGACCUUCCUUUUAGUCGCCGUGGUUUUAAGCGUAAUAGACCCUCACCGAGGAGCAAAAGGACUUGGAUCCACUCCUCUGGCUAUAGGAGUAUGUGUUGCUGGUUGUCUUUGCUCCGGUAUUCCUUAUACUGGGUCCUUGAACCCAGUCAGGACGUUAGGACCAGCAGUUAUGAUGGGGAUCUGGAAGUUCCACUGGGUGUACUGGGCUGCCACCAUGCUAGGUGGCUUCGUAGCAGGAUUAGUGUAUAGAUUUAUUCUGAAGGUUAAGUAUCGCGGGUAUAAUUUGGAUGAGCAAUAAAUUAGCUUAAUAAGUUAGAAGUGGUUUUUAUUUGAAGUAUAAUAGUAAGUGAAACUUAAAUUAAUUGCUAGUGCUGAAGAUAAUGCAUAAGCACACUUUGGAAAUAUGUAGAAUUAAAUUUUUAUCUGCAUUCCAUUUCAGUUUAUCCUAAAAAGGUAGUGAAAAAGGACGCACAAAUACGUUGAAAACAAUUCGUUAUACAGACACAGCCCAUAUUUCAAUGAGUAAACUAUUUGAACAGUUCACCGUGUUCCCUAAGUAACGUGUUACGUUAACAAGUGAUAUAAAUCCUCAUUUGGUACGUUUGUUCAGCACAUUAUUUUUACACGAACACUUUAUCUUGCUUUGUUUAUCUCACAGUUUAGUGCGCGUCAGACAAGCAGUACUGAGGAACCCGUACAAGCAAAGAAAAAAAAAUGUAAUAAAAAUUUGUUUUUGGUCAUUCGUCAUAAUAAUGAUCGUUUUUAUGAUACCUAUCGUGAGAGUGAUUCAUUAUUAA
Messenger RNA from Trichoplusia ni (cabbage looper), 1258 nucleotides. Its product is annotated as aquaporin-like. Bases 22 to 759 code for a protein of 245 amino acids. NCBI's taxonomy places the organism in Eukaryota, Metazoa, Arthropoda, Insecta, Lepidoptera, Noctuidae. Gene Ontology annotation, molecular function: water channel activity. The record is from RefSeq and is a predicted model, not a curated record. Gene Ontology annotation, cellular component: plasma membrane. The transcript is spliced from 2 exons. Gene Ontology annotation, biological process: transmembrane transport.